Fusarium proliferatum ET1 is the source of this 1401-nucleotide messenger RNA. RefSeq lists its product as uncharacterized. The record is from RefSeq and is a predicted model, not a curated record. Lineage: Eukaryota; Fungi; Ascomycota; Sordariomycetes; Hypocreales; Nectriaceae. Gene Ontology annotation, cellular component: fungal-type cell wall. The coding region runs from base 1 to 1401 and encodes 466 amino acids. The transcript has a single exon. Gene Ontology annotation, molecular function: acid phosphatase activity.
AUGCAUCACAGUCUGCGUGCCUUUGCGGCUGCAGCCUUACCUGCAAUUGUUGUCGCGUCGGUCAUUCAGCAGCCAAUUGACAGCUUUGAUCAUACUCAAGGCUAUCAAUUCGAUCCUCUUCUCCACCUCCCGGGAAUAUCGCCAUAUUUCGAUGCCGUAGGAUUUGGAUUGUCGCACGCUGCACCUGAAGGAUGUACAGUCACAGCUGCGUCGUAUCUCAUCCGACACGCUGCGAUUUACGCCAAUGACGCCGAGUAUGAGGACUACAUCAAGCCGUUCCUGUACAAGCUCGAGAAGCAUCGCGGCGACUUCUCUGGACCACUUGAAUUUCUGAACAAAUGGUACUCACCAAUCGAAGAGAACCAUCUCGAAGAUGUCACUCCCUCAGGCAAGGUCGACGCGAAGAAAGUCGGUCACCACCUUGCGAAGCGCUAUCGAAACCUAGCGUCAUCGGUAAAGCGCGUCAUCGCCGAUACAAAAGACAGAACCUACGACACAGCCGAGGCAUUUCUCCAAGCGUUCCCCGAAAAUGGAAAUAUCGAAAUUAAGCGCUUUGACAAGAAGGAAUUGAACAACGGCACGCGCGCUCUUCUCCCUCACAAGGCGUGCUCCAAGUUCUCUAAAUCUCCUGGUACGGAACAGCAGCAGAAGUUUGUCAAGAACUAUGCAAGUGGCGUCGCGAAACGCUUACGUCCGUAUACGCCUGACGACUACGAACUCGACCCUUUCGAUGUUUUUGCGCUCCAAUCAAUUUGCGGCUACGAAUCUGCAAUUCGAGGAAAGAAAUCUCCCAUUUGUGGAUUGUUUUCUGAUGCCGAGUGGCUUUCGUAUGAAUAUGCUUGGGAUAUGAAAUAUGCUCACAUGGUCGGGCCUUUCAAUCCCCUGUCGAACUACCUCGGUUUUCCGUGGUUGCAUUCACAGUCUAAGCUAUUCAGCAAAAUCGAUGAGAACUCAGAAUUGAUUGAUGAUGAAUCAUCGGGAUGGCCUAAGGAGCAGCGCCUAUUUUUCUUCUUCACCCAUCGCGAAGUCCCUCCAUUCGUCGCUACAGCUCUAGGAAUCUUCAACUCCUCUUCCAGCCAAGGAUACGAUGAAUUCCCCACUACACACGUCAACCACGUUCGAGCUUGGAAAAUGUCUGAUCUCAUUCCAUUCUUAGGCCAUGUUGGCAUGGAGAAGAUGACAUGCGAGAGACCAGUUGCUAAAGAUGGCACAUCUGAGAAGGAGGAGUACAUCAGAUUUAUUGCAAACACGGCACCUCGACCCUUGCCUUUAUGUCAAAAUGGUCCAGGGGCAAGUUGUCCAUUCAAGGAGUUUAAGAAGAUUGUUAGUGCGGGCAUGGAGAAAUACGGGGACUUUGACGGCGUUUGUGAGAACAAGCAAGAGAAGGAUGAUGAGUUGUAA